GCCCUGAUGCUUUUGUGGGCCACCGUCGUCCUCCUCGGCGGCUUCGUCUCGUCACUGAAGUAGAUCGACUUUUGGUAUCUCACUAUCAUCUCAUUUCUACAAGCUGCCGGAGUAUUCGACGCGUGGGGAUCCGGAGGUGCUAGCCUUGAUUUACUGCAGGAUUGGGUUUGUUCUCUUGCACCGGACAUUGAAUCUUGGGGCGAAAAGCAUCGUCAUGUGAGACUCCGUCAUGAACAUACCCAGUUGCCUCUCAGAAAACGGCUGAAGAGAUUAAUACAAAUACUUGCAUCAAAAAUAAUGGAUAUUACCCCGAUCGUGCUAUGCGCCCCAGUGGUGAUCUUCGCUAUUUUUGGACCACAUGUGCGGGUUCUGCUAUCAGGGCUUCGUUUACGAAAGCAAAGCUACGGCACCGACGGAAAGAGAGACAGAGCAAAUAUGAAGCGGGCGCUGAACUUAUUCUACCACGUAACUUAUGCUCACGGCUAUGUAUGCUUAUCAUGGAUGAUGAUUCAAGCGUUUGCUGAUGUUGUGCUCGUGUUUACUGUUUGCCGAAAUGCCCGACAGCAUGGCUUCAACGCCAAAGUAAUUCGUGCAUACUUGCAGAAAACCAAGGAAAUGUGUGCGAACAACCCUGCGUCCAUGCAGAUGCAGAACUGGAAUUUGAUCACCUAUGGUGCCGGCUUGCUGGAUUCCAGCUUACCAGAAGAAUAUGCGGCUGGAGGGAGGGUACUAACAAUGCUGAUUGAUAAGGAUGUACCAUUACAGGUAAGACGGCUGCUGAUCAGGUCACCGAGACAAAGAAUACAGAAGCUGAUCGGCACCCUUGCUUGGAGAAGCCCAGCCGACCAAGAGAUGAGAUGGCUUGCAGCGAGGAUUGUGGAGCAUCUCGCUGCCGACCUCAACCUUGCUCACUUUCCAGGAGCAUUGGAAUGCAUAUCAUCCCUCUUCUAUCAAGAAGCUCGCCUUUUAACAUUUACAAAUGACCAAGGAAUUGAUGAGGACCUGCUUUUGCCAGGCUUGAGAAUUCUAGAGAAACUGGCUCACAGCACACAUAACUGCACGUUGAUAUGCAACACCAAUGAUCUUCUUUCAAAAAUUGUUGGCCCUGUCAGCUCCAACGAAUUAACAGAAGAUAUCAAGACCAAUGCUGCUUGGACCAAGGUAGUAGACGUUUCACUGAAAGUGGUGAGCCGGCUCAUGGAUUCUUCGGGAAUGACCGGCCAAAAGAUGCGCGGACUAAUUGCAAGCAAUAUCAAUGCAGUGAAAAACUUGAAGGCUGUACUGGAUAUGGAUAUGAAGAGCAACAGUGGUAUCAUAGAGCUGCAGAUGCUAGCAAUGGAUGUCCUUACACAAAUAGCCUUGCAUCAUCCAGCACGUUCUAUUACAUGGAUGUUUUUUCAAAACCUUAUUGAUUACGCGCUACACAUCUUCCUUACUUCAGAAUGGAUGGGAGAUUAUUUGAAAGAUGAGAAAAGGAAGGUGGCCUCCGAACAAGCUAGCAGGGAAGUACUUGUGGAAAAGAAGAUGAAACAAGCUCAGGAAACGGUAAGCCAGCUUAAAGAAAAGGCUGGUGAAGCAUUGGCCAUGUUAUCCUGUGAUUCAGAGGCUAUCAUGAGUUUCACAGGAUGUGACGAUGAUGUCAACCGCCUUACUGAAUUGCUUGACUUCGAUAUCAAGACCAUCAAAUGUGAAAUAAGUGCAACAGAUACUAUGGAAAUAGAGAUCUACAUUGGCUGUCGUGUUAGUGCGGCAAUCAUCUUGAAGCAUUUGAGCAACUACGUCAAGGCACCAACAUUACGGAAGGCACUCGGACGAUUGCUUCAUGUACAACAAGACGAGCCUUCCACUUUAGAGAGCCACAAUAAUCAGUAUGGGGAUAGGAAGCUGCAAGUAGAGUUGUUAUCACUCGUUGCAGCAAUUCGGGCAAACAACAAUCUUAAUCUUGCAGGAAUCUUAAUUUCGCAGACGCCGCCGGAUACCCUGGAAGACUUCGUAGUGAGUCUCAAGAAGAAGGUGGAGGACAACAUGUACGCCACCCCUGCAGGCCUGGCGAUACAGAAGCUUACCUGCGAGAUGGUUAUAGAAUUCAUGAAGCAUGAUCGAAACAUCAAAGUGAUUGACAAUCACAAUAUCAUUGGCACAUUACUGAAGGCUUCAAAGGCGAUGGCUGGGCUUGAGAGCAGAAUGCUUUUCACUGGCGACGAUCAUGACUGUCAUGGGAUUCCUCUGAAGCCUCUCUCCUCUGUUCUCGCUAAAAGUGCAGAAGAUAUUCUGACACAGAGGAAACAGGCUCUGGGCAUCAAUAUUGUGCCUGUCGGUGUGCCGCUUCCAUGA
Triticum dicoccoides is the source of this 2334-nucleotide messenger RNA. RefSeq lists its product as uncharacterized. NCBI's taxonomy places the organism in Eukaryota, Viridiplantae, Streptophyta, Magnoliopsida, Poales, Poaceae. The record is from RefSeq and is a predicted model, not a curated record. The transcript has 3 exons. Bases 298 to 2334 code for a protein of 678 amino acids.